Molecule: messenger RNA, 1383 nt
Organism: Plasmodium coatneyi
Lineage: Eukaryota; Apicomplexa; Aconoidasida; Haemosporida; Plasmodiidae
Product: KIR-like protein
Exons: 2
Coding region: 1-1383 (460 amino acids)
Source: RefSeq, a predicted model, not a curated record
AUGAGCGGAAGUAAUACAGGGAAGGAACUUAAAUGUAGUAGGAAUGCGGGAGGUCUGAAUGCAAGUGGGAAACAGUUGGGGGAAAUGGUAACGGAACUCCAAAGUGGAAGGAACCUAGCAGUUGAUAUUUUACGUGCCGCAUGCUGUGUUCUUGGCGCUUAUACAAAGAAUAUUAGGGGAGAUGGAGGCUGUGAUCUCCUGUACUAUUUAGUAGGAAGUAUAGUAUAUAAGAAAUUAGGAAGGGAACAUGAUUUUGGGAGAACUAUGAAUAAUUUGUACAAAGUACUGGGACAAAUGCUCAAUACAAGUGAGUGUAAAAUUGAGGAUCAUACUAAUGGUGAAAGUCUUUUCGCCAAAAUGGAACAACUGCACGAAUAUAAUUUGAGCCCUGAUGGAACAUGGGAAGAGAAGGGGAAUCCCAAUCAAGUGAACUGUGGGAUGUGCACUAAUUAUUUGAAGGAGAUUGCAGAAGCAUGCGGGAAGGUAAAAACAUAUUGUAGGGACCCAGGAAAUAGUCACAGUUGUGAAGGUAUUGGAGAAGCAAUGCAUAAACAUAGUCCUGAGUACGUGUUACACUUAAUAUAUGGCAUAAUUCCUGAGUUCGAGGGCACUUUAAUGGAAGAGAGGAAACAGGAAGACGAGAAUCCAUGUUUAAAUAAAUUACCUUCACAAGGAAUGUACAAUAAAUUUCAGAAGGACCUAAGCGCGUGCAGUUCUGAUGAUUCUGUAGAGGGAAUGAAGGCUAAUUUAAGGGGAGAUACAAAUAUUGAGGCCUCUAUGGACUACAUUUUAAAUGCUUGGUGUACUGUGUCCAAUAUAGAAGUGGGCAAUAAUUUAUGCGAUGAACGCUGGAAUUUUUUAUAUUACUGGGUAGGAUUUACAUUAUCCGAUACACCCGUAGGAGACUCAUUCUCAGGUCUUAUGAAAAAAGUUUACAGUACACUAGGGAACUGUUCUUCAGGAAGUAAGUGCGAUAUUAUACACACUAGUGAUGUCAGCAGGAACUUUCAUCAGCAGAUGAGGACAGUGCACGCUUACUGUCAGGACUAUAAUACUAUAGAACAGCAAUCGGAAGUUAGUGGCAAUUCCUGCAAAGAAAUAUAUUAUACAUACCUGGAAGGUGUUAGUACGGCUUACAAAGCUGUAAUGCAGCACUGCGCGCAAGAUACUACUAAAGGAUAUUGCCAAGAAUUUAAAAGAAAAUAUGAGAAAUACGGUGGUCCCGUAUUAUCAGAUUUGAUGUGUUCUUUAAAAUAUACCGCAGAUUGUCCAACCAACAACAACCACAUCACCACUUCUGCUGCUGCUAUCUCGUCCACCCUAGCGCUCUUAGGUUUACCGGCGGCUGCUUUCUUUUCAUACAAGGUACAACUACCAUUAUAA